Molecule: messenger RNA, 240 nt
Organism: Dentiscutata erythropus
Lineage: Eukaryota; Fungi; Glomeromycota; Glomeromycetes; Diversisporales; Gigasporaceae
Source: the annotation of a GenBank genome assembly
GAGAUGGACGUGGAACUUUAGUAGAAUGUAAAUUGUGUAAAACUAGUGAACCCAGAAACAGAAUGUAUAACCUAGAGAGUAUAUCAGAAGAAUUGUGGUUUUGUGACCUAGAGCAUCUAUAUGCUUACAAAGCUAGUACUGAUGUUCUUUAUAACCCUAACUACAACUUGUGGACCAGAAUUAGACAUUAUACUGAGUCCAACCAGAGUGCUGGUUCUCAGUAUAACAUGAAUCAGACCC